Molecule: messenger RNA, 1380 nt
Organism: Aspergillus versicolor CBS 583.65
Lineage: Eukaryota; Fungi; Ascomycota; Eurotiomycetes; Eurotiales; Aspergillaceae
Product: DUF3712 domain-containing protein
Exons: 4
Coding region: 1-1242 (413 amino acids)
Cellular component (GO): fungal-type vacuole membrane
Source: RefSeq, a predicted model, not a curated record
AUGUCGUCCAACGGUUCUCUGGUUGAAAAGAAAGGAGAUGCAAAGGCUGGCUCCAAGAACGUGCUGGGUGCCUUUCGCGGCCCAGUUGCUGGCGGCGAUGUCGCUGUUGAGCGCAUUGAGGAUGUGUCUCUAGUCGAGCCUCCAGUCAAGCAGAAGAAGUCACGCCAGAUCCGCCGGCACUUUGCGCGAUUCUGGUGCUGCUAUGUCUUCUGGAACAUAAUUUUCCUUGCCAUCCUCAUACCAGUCUUCCUCUUGGUCGUCAUUCCUGCCGUCGCUCAGCUGGUCGUCGACAAGUCAGACCUUGUUUUGGUUAACGCGAAACUCCUUGACCCACGCCCUGACUCGAUGAUGCUUACCCUCGAGGCUGCUCUAGACCUUGGGGUGGUAUUCCCCGUGCGCAUUGAACCGCUCACCCUGUCUAUCUACAACCACGAAGCGACAGGAAACGACACAAUUUUCAAAACCACAAUCGGAGCCUCGAGAAUCGACGGAAAUACGAGCCUGGGUGUUACAGAUGUCCCUACUCCCUUGAACGUGCCCCAGUGGACCGAGUAUGUCCAUAAGGUCGUCUUCAACAAAAACGAGCCCCUACCAGUGAAGGGUAAAACCACGUCGUACAUUGGUAUUCUCAAGGCACAUGUCACUGUAGACAAGGAUAUUCAUCAGAACACACUCAAUUCGUUUGAGGGUUUCUCUAUCGAUGAGCCCCAGUUAAUAAAGAAAGAAGAGGACGGCACAAACCUGGUUGCGAACGCAACCCUCCCAAAUCCGUCUGUGAUGACCCUGCAGAUCGGAACCACUAUGCUCGACCUCAAGGCCGGUGACUACACCCUUGGCAACGCAACAAUCGAUAACCUGAUGCUCUACCCGGGUAAUCACUCAGCCUCGGUAAGGGGUAUCCUCGACCUCGAAUAUCUCAUCCAAAACCUGGGGGGAAUCCUCAAGACCCAACGCGACGCCCUAAAUAGAGGAGCCCUUAGCCUCACCGCCGUGGGGCGAUCCGUUACGCACAACGGUGAAGAUGUCCCGUAUUACACAAAAGUCAUGCAGGAGCUGCACCUCACCGCCGAUGUCUCGCUUGCCGCACUGCUCAAGAACACUGUACAUGGAGCCCUCCACCCCGACGGAGGGGAGUCAAUCCUCGACGGCCUGACGGACUCCAAGGGCGAUACCAAGCUCCACGACGCCGUCAAUGACCUUCGCGAGAGGGGCAUCAAUUUAGAGCUAGAUGAAAGCAGUUGAUAACUGGAUGGGCUUUAAUUACAGGUUAUGAUUAAUGAUGUGUAUACUUUUUUUUCUCUCUUUCUCACGGUGGCUUGUUUUGCGCAUAGUAUAAUAUCCAAUAGAUACCGGUCGCCCAAUGAAACAAACUCUAAACGG